Messenger RNA from Williopsis jadinii, 1353 nucleotides. RefSeq names its product kynureninase (gene BNA5). The coding region runs from base 1 to 1353 and encodes 450 amino acids. Gene Ontology annotation, cellular component: cytoplasm. NCBI's taxonomy places the organism in Eukaryota, Fungi, Ascomycota, Saccharomycetes, Phaffomycetales, Wickerhamomycetaceae. The record is from RefSeq and is a predicted model, not a curated record. The transcript has a single exon. Gene Ontology annotation, biological process: NAD+ biosynthetic process. Gene Ontology annotation, molecular function: pyridoxal phosphate binding; kynureninase activity.
AUGGAAGAAGCAAUUGAGCUCGACUCGCGUUAUAAGACUCUCAAAGAGGAGUUUUCCGUUCCGACAUUUGGCUCGUUUGGCAUCCCUGGUGACGCUGAUACGAAGACGACGUAUCUAUGUGGUAACUCGCUUGGAUUGAUGCCAUUGGCCAUUAGAAGGGCUAUCAACGAUGAGUUGGACGCAUGGGGGGAGAGGGCCGUUGACUCGCACUUCCGUCACCCUGGUUUGGAUGACGGGAAGACCAAUUGGAUGGACAUUGACCUGCCAGUGAUACCUUUGAUCAAGGACAUUGUUGGUGCACAGGAGGACGAGGUUGCGAUUAUGGGGUCCUUAACUGCCAAUCUGAACGCUUUGAUGGUGGCCUUCUACAAGCCACAGGGCAAGAGAACAAAGAUCUUGUUCGAGAAGGGCUCUUUCCCCUCAGAUUACUAUGCCAUUUUCAACCAGUUGAGACUGAACUCCCUGGACCCACAGACUGAUAUGAUUCAAAUGGAGCCACGCAAAGGCGAGUAUACGCUGCGUACCCAGGAUAUCAUCUCCCAGAUUGAGUCCCACAGUGAGACUUUGGCGUUGGUGUUAUUACCGGGCAUCCAAUACUACACAGGACAGCUCUUCGACAUUGAAGUCAUCACCAGAGUUGCCAAGUCGCACGGUAUCAUAAUCGGGUGGGACUUGGCUCACGCAGUGGGCAAUGUGCCAUUGAAAUUGCACGAUUGGGGUGUCGAUUUCGCCGUAUGGUGUUCCUACAAGUACCUUAACAGUGGACCAGGUGCAAUCUCUGGAAUAUUCGUCCACAGCUCUCAUGGAACCAAUGAGGAGGACAAGUACAUGCCCCGUCUUGCCGGAUGGUGGGGUAAUAACGCCUCAACACGCUUCAAGAUGAUGGAAUUCUUCGACCCAAUCCAAGGAGCACUGGGAUUCAGACAGAGCAACCCAAGUGUGAUCGACGUUGUCAGCGUCCAUGCCUCUUUAAAGCUAUUCCAAGAGUACGGUGGCAUUGGAAAACUACGUGAGAAGAGCGUGGCAUUGACAAGAUACCUCGAAACCUUGCUAAAGGACUCACCAUACUUCAACAACACUGAAUACGGGUUCAAGAUCCUAACACCUGAUGAUCCUGAGGACCGUGGUGCUCAGCUAUCCUUGCUUUUCUUCCCAAGAACAACAGACUCCACCCCCGGCAUCAUGGACGACAUACAUCAAUUCAUGACACACAGAGGUGUUAUCUGUGAUGAACGUAGACCUGAUGUCAUACGUAUCGCUCCUGUUCCACUGUACAACACUUUCCAGGACGUGUUCCACGCUGUUGAGGUCUUAAACUCGGCAUUCGACACAAAAUCACCAAAGAGCUCUUAG